AUCUCGAUUGUCUAUAGUUCUUUCUUUGUCUACGGACACGUCGUGAGCACGUUGUUUUGUGAAUUUAGUGUGAAAACCACUAAAAAUGUCGUCCCAUCUUAACUGGAUGAUUAUCAGGAAUAAUAACGCCUUCCUUGUGAAGAAGCGCAACAUCAAAAAGCCGUUCAGCAAAGAGCCCAACAAUGUGACUAACCUCAACGCGUACAGAUACAACGGCCUCGUCCACAAAAAGGCUGUCGGUGUGGUCGAGAAUCCCAACAGAAAAGGUUUCACAGUGGUGUACAAGAAGGCCAAAGCCACUAACAAGCCGGCGAAGAACCUGAUUCGUCGUCCAUUCAAAGCUGGAGCCAGACGAUCACUCCACAAGGUAAAGCGGCUGCUGAGAGCCAACAACUACCGCACAGACUUGGCCAAAGCUACCCUUCGCCGUGCAUCUGCCAUCCUUCGAUCCCAGAGGCCCAUUAAAGCGAAGAAACCAAAGGCGGCUGCGGCCAAAACUGAAUAACUCUGUAUGUAAGCUUCUAAUAAAAACAUAAAUGUA
This is a messenger RNA of Pararge aegeria (speckled wood butterfly), 541 nucleotides long. RefSeq names its product 60S ribosomal protein L28 (gene RpL28). Gene Ontology annotation, cellular component: ribosome; cytosolic large ribosomal subunit. Gene Ontology annotation, molecular function: structural constituent of ribosome. The record is from RefSeq and is a predicted model, not a curated record. The transcript has a single exon. Lineage: Eukaryota; Metazoa; Arthropoda; Insecta; Lepidoptera; Nymphalidae. The coding region runs from base 86 to 505 and encodes 139 amino acids. Gene Ontology annotation, biological process: translation.